Ostertagia ostertagi is the source of this 1086-nucleotide messenger RNA. The record is from the annotation of a GenBank genome assembly. NCBI's taxonomy places the organism in Eukaryota, Metazoa, Nematoda, Chromadorea, Rhabditida, Trichostrongylidae.
AUGUUUGAAUUAAGUCUGGGAUUUCUUUUCAGAGGAUUCAACGCAUGCAAAUUUGUGACAUACUUUUGUCUCCUCUUUUUCGUCCUUCUUCUUUCCCUGAAGUUGGACGGAAAAAUCCAAGUGGGCUAUGCUAUCGUAUUUCUUCCAAUAUGGAUCUACAAUUUUCUGAUCUUUAUCGGCGCACUGAUUGGAGUGGUGUCCUUUCUGUCCAGACCACCGUCACAAAAUGACGUUGCCCUCCGCGUGGAUUUCACAGCUAUGCAGUUGACAACAGUAGAGCAUUCAUUCCUAUUCAUUUUUGCUCUGUUGACUUAUUGUAAGUUGGAGCUGUCUGCGUUCUUCCGAAACAACCUUGAACUUCACUGGAUAAUUGUCUUCUCACCGUUAUUUGCAUUAUCAAUUGCUUCUAUUGGCCUCGUAGUGUGGGCGAUGCGAAGAGACAAAUCGUUUGAGUUCGAAUUAUUCUUUGCAAUCAACAUAGUGCAGCUGUUUUUCCUUGCCUUCAAAUUGGAUGAUUUAGUAGACUGGUCAUGGGCUGUGGUCUUCAUUCCAUUGUGGGUGGUGUUGUCACUGUCUGCAGUUGGGGUACUAUAUGCCCUCGUCCUUUCUAUUGUGUUAGCUCGUUCGCGCCACCUGGUUCCUUCGCAUCGGAGGCAGCACGUCACUUCAGCUCUUUUCCAUGCCUGUCUCGUAGUACCAACUCUUAUUUGUAUGGUACUGUUGACUGGGAAAUUGGAUGCAACAGAAUGGGGUGACAAUGAUCCUGCUGCUGAUAUGUCCUAUACAGCCGUCUUUUCCCCUCUUCUUGUUUCCUUACUCUGUCUUGUCCUCAUGUCAUGUGUCCACGGAGGCGGCAACGUUUGGUGGUUUGGACUUCGUCAACCUUUCUGCACGGCUCUUCUGGACGCGUGUCCUUGCUUGAAGCAAUAUGCUAAUGUCAGCUACAAAGUUGUUCUGCACCGUGAUCGUUCUGCUAAUGAAUCGAGCAAUAGCAGUCAUCAUGUAGUAUGCCCUUACCGUGAAGAACAAGACCGAUACCCAAUCAAACCAGCUGUGCCUCUAUGCAGUCUUGAAAUGGUUGAUUGA